AUGGAUGCCGCUCCUGGUGGUGACCCGGCAGCGAGCUCUCUCAAGUUCCGCGUGAAUGCCUUGGAGCAGCAAGCGGAGCUGGCAGACCUCAAGAGGCAGCUGGAUGCCGCCACCACGUUGGGUCAGCGCCAAGAGCAGCGGCUUCGACAGCAUCGAACGUCAGUGCGAGAUUUAUCGCAUCAGCUUGAGGAGUUGGAGCAGCGCGUGGAUGGUGUACAGAAGCGAGUGGAUACUGUGAGCAGAAGCAUAAGCCGUUCUGCAGAGGCAGUGGGUGUACAGGAGAAACGGGGACAGCAGCUUGACCAGCUGGCCAAUUCUUCUUCACUCAAGCGUGGUGCAGCCUCGGCCCUUUCUCAUGGCUCGCCCAAUUCCACGCGUGUCUCAAACUCCAGAGCAGACAUCAAGAUCGAGGACAAACUUGAGGAACUGGAGAGGAGACUCUGGCAAGCCACACAGGAGUUUGACAGGCGCUUGACGGAAGAGCCUCACAUCAAUUGCCCGAAGAGCCCCAAAGUGGAGGGCAGGGCCUUGCCAAUGUCCUCGGCGUCUUCGGAUUCUGCCAGUGUCCCCUUCACGACCGUUGCUCCGUCAAGUCACCAUGGUGAAGGUCAUGGUGACCACUCUCACGUUCACAUCCAUGGCCCGCUGGAUCGUGACAAGGCCCUGGGAAUUGGAAGCCUCAGCUUUGAGCCCAUCUUCAACGAGCGCUACAACAAAGAUCGGGUGGCUCAAGAGACGAAGGGAUUCCUCUUCUUGCAGCGAACACUGCCCAUCAUGAUCGGAUUGCUGACGGCAGGGACUGCAUGGGUGGUGGGCCAAGCCAGCGAGUUUCUUGGAUCGAAGCGCACAGAGAUAGUAAACCAAACCAUCGUUGAGCGGGGAUGGUUCUGGGCUUGGUGUGCAGAAUUCUCCUUGAUGGCACUCCUUGCCUUGGUGGGCGGCUUCUUCGUGUACUGCGGCGACAUCUCCGGAACAAAGACCGCCGGGUCCUCUGGCAUUCCGCAACUCAUCGGCUUGCUCAACGGCUGCGAUUUGAAGGGCGAGUUCACUUUCAGGCAUCUGCUGGUAAAGUGGUUCGGCGUGUGUUUGGCAGUGGCUUCCGGCUUGGCCGUGGGUCCAGAGGGCCCUAUGAUUUUCAUCGGUGCGAGCAUUGGAUACCUCUUCUCCAGGUUGCCACAGAAUCCCACUGUUUGGCGAUUGCUGGGCACUCCGCCUGCAACAGUGGGUGACGAUGUGUUUACCCGUGACUACACAUCGAUUGGUGCUGCUUGCGGAAUUGCUGCGGCGUUUCGAGCACCAAUUGCUGGCACCCUUUUCAUCGUUGAGGAAGCAGCUUCCCAUUUUAAGAAGGAGCAGAUGGCCAACAUCUUUUUUGGAGGCCUUGCUGCUCUGGAGGUCAUCCUCCUAACAGGCGGUGCAGGAGCAGUUCUGGAAUACAAGGUCCAAGUCGGCCCCGGCUGCAGUGACACACCCUACUGGACGAUUCUCUUCUGCGUGGUCAUCGGGCUGCUCUGCGGUGUCGUCGGCGCGGCCUUCAAUGCAUUGAACAUUCAGGUCAUGGUGUGGCGCUCGCGAUACUGCAGUGCCGCGAGGCCUGCCCGACGUGCCAUGGAGAUCCUGAUCCUGUGCCUUCUGAGUUCCACGGCGUGGCUGGGUGUUGCCACCUUGUUCGGCGAGCGGGAAGCCUCCUCCUCCACGCUCUUCGCUCAGAGCAACGGCUGCAUUAAAGAUGAUUACAGAAAUCAGAUCAUCAACGGCUCUGUGAUUGAGCGUCAGGGACGGGUGCACGUUCAACGUUAUUUCCCAGCUCCGUGCUUGUAUGGCGUCCAGUACGGGAAGAUGUGCAACGAAGUGCAUGCUUUGGCUCCAAGCAAUCCUUUCGCCAAGACUUGUGUCCAAGCAGUGACUACUCCGGACAUGCAGAAGCUCACAGAUUUCCAGGACUACUGCUGCAGUUUUAGCAGCUUGCACGAUUUGAAAGCAGGGAGUUUUUCCGUGCCUGGCAACGCCUCCUGUCCGAUUGACCUCGGAGAGUUUGCUCCGAGCCUGAAGAAGGGCCAGGAGACCUCCGGCCUUUCAGAGUCUCCCGACGAGCAUUCCAGUUUCAACUCGGUGGGCUUGCUCAGCUUAGUUCCUUUCAAAACGGCCUGCCAAAAUCUGUUUGCCCGUGGGAUGCCGAACCUGGUCACCAUCGAAGCCAUGGCAGCCUUUCUCGUGCUGUUCUUCGUCUUGGCCGCGAUCACUGCAGGGUCUGCCAUUCCGUCCGGGACGCUCAUGCCACAGAUGGUGAUUGGAGGUCUGAUUGGGCGGAUCUUGGCGGUCGUCCUGAUGAAUAUCCAAUCAGCAACAAUGCCCGGGACAGGAACGUCUUGGGCGCAGCCGUACACAGUGCUUUUCGGAUCUGGAGGUGUGUUCCCAGAUGGCUCACCGGUGACUCUGGAGCCGAACGGUUUCCUGGAUCCAGGGAUCGCCGCAUUGAUGGGGGCUGCAGCCUUCCUCGGAGGGAGUGGGCGAGUCACUCUCUUCACCACCGUCAUGAUGGUCGAGAUUACAGGCGAUCCAGUCAUGAUUUUCCCUGUGGGUUUCUCCACGGUCUUUGCCGUGCUGGUGGGAAAUCUGAUCAACCACGGCCUGUACCACUCAUUGAUUGACGUCCAAUCCACGCCGUAUCUCCCGGACACGUGGCAAGCGGACCAGCUCCCGCCCGGGAUUGUUGUUCGCGACAUGAUGCCGAAGAACAAACCGAUUGAAAUUAAGCUGGCUGGUGGACGGGAGGGCAUCAAAGAUGCCCUGAAAGGCAACAAUUUCUCCGGAUUCCCUGUGGUCGAUGCCAAGCGAGUCGUCGUGGGAAUGGUGGACCGGAAAGAUCUGGAGGAGCUCUUGGACCAAGAUGAUGAGAUCACGGCUGAGGAUCUGAAGCGCUGCUCCAGUUUGUAUCCAGUUACUGUUCGGGAGAGCUUCCCGCUCCAAAGCGCCUACCAGCUCUUCAAGAGCAUGGACAUGAAAAAUCUCGUGGUCGUGGAUGACAAUCACGCGCCACUUGCGGUGAUGACCCGCUUUGCCUUCCUGGCUUGGCGAGUGGCAGACAGGAUGGGCGGCCGAAUCCAUGAACUCCACGAGCGCGAGUUGCAGAGGCGACGAUCUCGUCGCAGAUCAGGCCUUUCGCCGGCUAAUCAAACUUCAUAUGUGGCGAACCUAUCUUCACAUGUGGAGAGCAACGACGAAAGCCGAGCCUGA
Symbiodinium sp. CCMP2592 is the source of this 3237-nucleotide messenger RNA. NCBI's taxonomy places the organism in Eukaryota, Dinophyceae, Suessiales, Symbiodiniaceae. The record is from the annotation of a GenBank genome assembly.